Molecule: messenger RNA, 2935 nt
Organism: Pseudophryne corroboree (corroboree frog)
Lineage: Eukaryota; Metazoa; Chordata; Amphibia; Anura; Myobatrachidae
Gene: SESTD1
Product: SEC14 and spectrin domain containing 1
Exons: 18
Coding region: 137-2227 (696 amino acids)
Molecular function (GO): phosphatidylinositol-4,5-bisphosphate binding; phosphatidylinositol-5-phosphate binding; phosphatidylinositol-3-phosphate binding
Source: RefSeq, a predicted model, not a curated record
CCUUACCUCUCGUGGGCGUGGCUCUGGAGGAGAGUGGGCCGGAAUGUAGUGGGGAGGGGACGCAACAGGAAGUGUGGAGCGUACUAGCCGGAGCCGCCGUGGUCGCUGCUUCAGCUCAUAACAGUAACUAAGCAAGAUGGAUGCCACUGUGAUCCUACCAAUACUGAAGAAGAAGCUGGCUUUCCUUUCAGGUGGGAAGGACAGGAGAAGCGGCCUCAUUCUGACAAUCCCAUUGUGCUCUGAGCAGACCAAUAUGGAUGAGCUGAGCGUCACCCUGGACUACCUGCUCAGCAUCCCAAGCGACAAAUGCAAAGCCAGAGGGUUUACAGUCAUUGUGGACGGAAGGAAGUCACAGUGGAACAUAGUGAAGACUGUUGUUCUCAUGUUACAGAAUGUAGUUCCAGCUGAGGUGUCGCUAGUGUGCGUAGUGAAGCCGGAUGAGUUCUGGGAUAAGAAAGUAACACAUUUUUGCUUCUGGAAGGAAAAAGAUCGACUGGGGUUUGAGGUUAUAUUGGUGUCAGGUAACAAGCUCACCAGAUAUAUAGAACCUUCCCAGCUCACAGAAGAAUUUGGGGGAAGCCUUACAUAUGAUCACAUGGACUGGUUGAAUAAAAGGCUAGUAUUUGAGAAAUUCACAAAAGAGUCGACGUCGCUGCUGGACGAGCUAGCUGUUAUCAACAAUGGGAGCGAUAAGGGAAAUCAGAACGAGAAAGACAGGUCCAUGGAAUUCAGUUACCUUCCCUCUGUUGACCCCGAAACUGUUCUUCAAACAGGUCAUGAGCUGUUAUCUGAACUUCAGCAGCGGCGCUUUAAUGGUUCGGAGGGAGGGGUUGCUUGGUCUCCAAUGGAUGAUGAACUUUUGGCUCAGCCCCAGGUUAUGAAACUUCUCGAUUCCCUCCGAGAGCAAUAUACACGUUACCAGGAGGUGUGUAGGCAACGUAGCAAACGCACACAGCUUGAUGAAAUUCAGCAGAAGGUUAUGCAGGUUGUAAAUUGGCUGGAAGGGCCAGGAUCAGAACAGCUGAGGACCCAAUGGGGGAUUGGAGAUUCUAUCAGAGCAUCUCAGGCUCUACAGCAGAAACACGAAGAGAUUGAGAGUCAGCACAGUGAAUGGUUUGCGGUCUACGUUGAACUGAACCAGCAGAUCGCAGCACUCCUGAAUGCUGGCGAUGAAGAGGAUCUGGUGGAACUGAAGGGUUUGCAGCAGCGGCUGAGCGAUGUCUGUUACCGGCAGGCGAGCCAGCUAGAGUUCCGGCAGAACCUGCUGCAGACGGCACUAGAGUUCCAUGGAGUCGCCCAAGAGUUGUCGCAGCAAUUGGACAGCCUGCUGGGGAUGCUGUGUGUUGAUGUGGCCCCUACAGAUGGAGCAGCCAUUCAGCAAACAUUAAAACUCCUGGAAGAGAAGCUAAAAAGUGUUGACACCGGUCUCCAAGGCUUACGGGAGAAAGGUCAGAAUCUUCUGGAUCAAAUUACAAGCCAGGCAUCUUGGGCUUACGGAAAAGAUGUUUCUAAUGAAAACAAGGAUAAUGUAGAUCAUAUCCAAGGCGUAAUGGACGACAUGCAGCUACGGAAGCAGAGGUGUGAAGACAUGGUCGAUGUCCGGAGGUUAAAAAUGUUGCAGAUGGUUCAGCUAUUUAAGUGUGAAGAAGACGCAGCUCAAGCGGUAGAAUGGUUAAAUGAAUUGCUGGAUGCUUUGUUAAAGACGCACACUAGACUGGGGGACGACAGUCAAGAAACCAAAAUUUUGAUAGAAAAGCAUAGGAAAUUUGUGGAUGUCGCUCAGAGUACAUAUGAUUAUGGGCGCCAAUUGCUGCAAGCCACAGUUGUCUUAUGCCAGUCUCUGCGGUGUACGUCCAGGUCGUCAGGGGACACGCUUCCCAAACUGAACAGAGUAUGGAAACAGUUUACGAUAACCUCAGAAGAGAGGGUGCACCGGUUGGAAAUGGCUCUCGCUUUUCAUUCAAAUGCAGAAAAGAUUUUACAGGACAGUCCAGAUCUUCCUGAUUCUGUGAUGGAUUUUGAACAAUUUGAUGAAGUUGAAGCUGUUGGGAAAUCUCUGCUGGACAGGCUAACAGUGCCCGUAAUUUAUCCUGAUGGAACCGAGCAGUAUUUUGGUAGUCCGAGCGACAUGGCCUCCACAGCGGAACAUAUAAGGGAGAGGGUCAAGCUGGUUUGCCUAAAAAAACAGCAGCUUCUAGAGCCCGACGUCUCCAUAAGAGAGAGUUAGAAGAGACUGGACUGUUAUAUAACCAAUAAGCUACAGUGUGUAACACAGCAUGUCAUCAUAAUCCAACAUUCAGUAUAAUCCAUGGAAACACAUUUCACGACCAUCCCAUGAAGCCGCAUCCCCUCAAUCUAAGAUAUAGCUCUGUGUAUUGUAACACUUCUGAUCUCUAAAGCCUUACUUAUAUACUGUGCUGUGACAUCAUCCAAAUACACUAUAACAUUGUAGUGUUCGCUCAACAUUAAAUUAGCCCUUUGGCUGCCAAGUGGGCCUGAGACACGUGGCAGGAUAAUGUGUCCCGAGGCCUGCUGCCAGCGGAUGGGUGAUAAGCUUUACCUUAUAUGGUAGUUCCAUUCAUAGAUAAGCAGCUGGCAUACGCUUCCAAUGGUGCUACCGGAAAUUAAGGAUCUCUCCGCGACAAUUACAGGAUGGAGAAGGCUUAAAUGAAAAGCGCUGUCCCUGUUCGGAUAAUGUAGUAAUUUUAGGACGUGGGUAACUUACCUGUUGUUUUAGACUGUAGUGUACUUCUCUCGUCUUUUAAUGUCUGAAGACAUUUCAUUUGUUUUUUAUUUGUUUUUAUUGUGCCAUUAUGCAACCUGUACAUGAAACCUUUGAUAUAUCAUUUUCAUGAAACAAAUGUUUUCUUACUUGUAUGGGGACUAUGUAUUUAAAGCUGUUUGUGCUGAAUAAAACCAUCUUUAUAAGAUUGGA